AUUCAGUUGUCAUUUUAUAGGUUACAUUUUAACAUGUUUGUAUAAUUUUAAAAAGUAGUACCAUAGCCACAUACUUUGAUUUUAAUCAAAGUAUGUGACGAGUAGUACCUAUUUGAAAUUAGUUAAAUUAUAAUAUAAAUUAAAAUGUUAGCACCCGAUCUGUACUUCACGCUUAAUACUGGAGCAAGAAUACCUAUGAUAGGAUUAGGAACGGCUGGUAUAAAUGGCCCCGAUAUUACUUUACGAACUUUGAAUGACGCAUUGCAAAUGGGAUACCGCCUUAUUGAUACAGCAGCAAUAUACGAAAACGAAAAGAACAUUGGAUACGCCUUAGAAAAACUUCUUCCAAAAUUUAAUUUAACAAGAAAAGAUAUAUUCAUAACCACCAAACCUCAUCCUAAAGAUAUUGGUGAAAAUACCAGUAAAGCAAUAGCCAAAUCUUUGAAAGAUUUAAAUUGCGGUUACAUAGAUCUUUAUCUCAUAAAUUGGCCUGGUACCAUAGAAGUUAGUCCCGAUGAUAGGGAAAACUUCAUUUUGAGAAACUCUAGUUGGAAAAUAAUGGUUCAUGCUGUGAAAAAAAAGAUAAUUAGGCAAAUAGGCGUAUGCGGUAAUACAGUUCGUCAUUUGCAACAAUUGCUGGCUCAUUGCCAUGGAAUAACACCAUCUGUUAACCAGGUGGAAUUUCAUCCAUUUUGUCGUGAUCGGAAGCUUCUAGACCUAUGCCGACCAAAGAAUAUUUUUGUACAAGCAUAUUCGUCACUAGGUGGUUCGAAAUGGUCAGAUCUUAUAAAUCAUGAAUGCGUUACCAAGUGUGCCAAUAAACUGGGAAAAACUCCUGCUCAGAUUUUGCUCAGAUGGGCUGUCCAACAAGAAGUUGGCGUCAUUCCCACAUCUCACGAUAGAGGCCAUUUGUUUUCAAAUAUGCAAUUGGACUUUAAUAUACCACUAGAAGACAUGCUCAUUUUGAGUACUUUAGAAACGCGUGUACGAUAUGAUGUAAAUCCUCAUGUGGUUUGAUAAUAUUGGUUUUUUAAAGAAUAAAAUAAAACUUCAAUAUAUUUUUUUUAUCUUUAUUACGGACUUUUAUGAAAUAAAAAGCCUAUUGAAAAC
This is a messenger RNA of Psylliodes chrysocephalus, 1110 nucleotides long. Lineage: Eukaryota; Metazoa; Arthropoda; Insecta; Coleoptera; Chrysomelidae. The record is from the annotation of a GenBank genome assembly.